AUGAAGGUCCCCAAGGAAGAAUCUAAAGAACAAAGUAAUGACAAUACAUUAAAUGAUGAUGAUAAUUUGAGUAAUCCUUAUGAUACAGAAUCAAAUUCUGAUUCCAUUGAUCCACCAACAAGAGAUGGAGAUUUUUCUGAAUAUAUGUGGAUGGAAAAUCAAGAAGAAUUUGACUUACAGGUUAUGAAAGAAUUAGAAGAAAAAGAAUUGAUGAAAGAAUGUCUUGAAGCUAUGUUAGAUGAUGAACAACAUAAUAGCAAACAGAAUGGUACAGCAAAUGGCGACUCUCAAACAAAUGGUUCAAGUAGCUCUACCUCAAUGAUAACCCAUAGACUUGAUCAUUUGAGCUUAAAUACAUCUUGCAAUAAUGGUGACCAGCCAAGGCAAUCUACAAGUACGUUAAAUCCAGAUGCAGCUGAAUUUGUACCAUUAGCAACCCGGUCUUUGACUAAUGCUCCUGUGGUAGUAGCAAGUCCUUCAUAA
Melanaphis sacchari is the source of this 483-nucleotide messenger RNA. RefSeq names its product polyadenylate-binding protein-interacting protein 2B (gene Paip2). The coding region runs from base 1 to 483 and encodes 160 amino acids. The transcript has 4 exons. The record is from RefSeq and is a predicted model, not a curated record. Gene Ontology annotation, biological process: negative regulation of translational initiation. Gene Ontology annotation, cellular component: cytoplasm. NCBI's taxonomy places the organism in Eukaryota, Metazoa, Arthropoda, Insecta, Hemiptera, Aphididae. Gene Ontology annotation, molecular function: mRNA regulatory element binding translation repressor activity.